Molecule: messenger RNA, 2133 nt
Organism: Scutellospora calospora
Lineage: Eukaryota; Fungi; Glomeromycota; Glomeromycetes; Diversisporales; Gigasporaceae
Source: the annotation of a GenBank genome assembly
UUUCAGAUGCACUAUUAAGAGAAUUUUUCAUAUAUCGUGCUUGUGACGGUCAAGAUGCUAUACGAGUCUUAAAAAUGCUUAAAAAAUUACCUGAUUUAAUACUUAAUAUCAUAAUGCCAAACAUGAAUGGAUAUGAGUUAUUAAAUAUAUUAAGAUCUGAUGUAAAAACUCAACUCAUUCCUGUAAUAUUACUAUCUGCAAAAGCUUCUGAAGAUUCUAAAAUCGAAGGCCUAGAUAAAGGAGCAGAUGAUUAUUUAACGAAACCAUUUUCUGCUCGAGAACUAAUUACUCGUAUUCGCACUAAUAUUGAACUUUCACAUCUUCGUCGUAAAAUAUUAUUUAAUCAAUAUAAGCAAGAAGAUAUAAAGCAAUUAUUUCUUUCAAUAACGAACAAGUUUCUUCAUGAAUGUGAUCUAAAUAAAACAUUACAAUAUAUUGCUAAAGAAAUUUACCGUAGAUUAUCCUGUGAAAAAAUAUUUAUUAUUUCAAAGGAACAAUCUAAUAAUAAAAUAGUAGUUCCAUGUGAAGAAGAUUCAAAAUAUUUAAUACCAAUAAUUAAUCCAUUCUCUCAAAUAGGCGAUAACGACCAAAGUAAUUCACAAACAUUCAACAAGUUACGAGGAUUUUUAAAUAAAAAUUCAGGAAUUGACAUUUCUUUAGAUGUAUAUUGUGAUGAUGUUGGUAAAAAUGUAUCUACUUUAUCUGUAGAAAUAAUAUCGAAUGAUGGUUUUUGGGGAUGGAUAAAAUUAUAUAGAUCUCAAAAUUCUAUUUGGCUCGAUUCGGAAAUAGAAUUAUUGCAACAAAUUUCGAAUCAUAUAAGUUUAACAAUUACUUAUGCAUGCUUAUUAAAAGAGAAUGCAAAAAAAGCAAUUCAAAUAGAAGCUGCUGAAAUUGCAAAUAAGACAAAGAAUCAAAUUUUAGCAAAUACUUCUCAUGAAUUACGGACACCACUAAAUGCGAUAAUUGGCAUUACUUCAACUUUCGAAAAUGCUAACUUAAAUACUGAUCAAAGGGACAUGGUUAAUAUAAUAGCAAGUGGUGCUGAUAUCGUAUUAUCAAUAGUAAAUGACAUUCUUAAUGUCGCAAAAUUAGAGGCGAAAAAAAUUUUUCUAAUAAAUAGAACAUUUGAUUUAUUAGAUUUACUUGAGGACACAAUUGAUACAUAUGGAAAAAAGGCUGGAACAAAAAAUAUUGAACUAAUUGUAAAUUGUGAGGUAGAAACGUUGCCAAGAUAUGUUAAGAGUGAUCCUGAGAGGUUAAAACAAGUUAUAUCUCAUUUAUUAUCAAAUGCAGUUAAAUUUACUGAUGAAGGUGAAAUCGUACUGAUAAUUUCGAUGCAAUCACGAGAAUUAAUUGAUGAAAACAAAGAGAAUCCGACUUAUGGCCAAAUUGUUGGAAGAGACAAUCUACUGAUCGAAUUAUGUGAUACUGGCAUUGGCAUAGAUUCCAAAGAUAUACAAGAUAUUUGGAAAAGCUUUUCACAAGUUGACAUGUCAAUAACUAAAAAGCAGGACGGCACUGGACUUGGUCUCUCAAUUUGUAAAAGUUUAGUAGAAAUUAAUGGAGGUGAAAUUAAUGUAAAAAGUGAGUUGGGAAAAGGCAGUAAAUUUUCGUUUACAUGGAAUAUCGAACGAAUAUCGAUGACAAAUUUACCAAUAGGGACUCAAUUUAAUAGACAAAUAAACUAUGUAUUGCCUAGUGCUUUAAGAAAAAAACGAAUACUAAUAAUUUACCCAGUAGAAGGUGUGAGAAACUCAAUAUUAAAAUAUCUUAAUAGGGUUGAAAGAGUUGAUACAUUCGAUACCUUUGAAAAAGGUAUUAGAGCAGCAAAAGCAUAUAAAGAAUUAUAUGAUCAAUUUGCUUAUGAUAUAGCUUUCAUCGGCCUUUAUGAAAAUAACAAGGAAAAAGUUAUAAAUUCAGUGUUAGAGUUAAAGCAAUUGGAAGUUAAUAGUAAUAGUUUAGUAAUAAUAUUUAUAGCAUUUCCAAGUGAUAAAGGAAUUAAGUUAGUAAAUGAAAUAAUUGGAAAAGUUGUAGGAAUAAUUUCCGUUAUUUAUACUCCAAUUACAUGGAACAAGUUAAUUAUUCAACUUAUGAAUAUCGAAAAAAACAAUACUAGUAACAAAAAUAAUAAGA